Molecule: messenger RNA, 1700 nt
Organism: Paramacrobiotus metropolitanus
Lineage: Eukaryota; Metazoa; Tardigrada; Eutardigrada; Parachela; Macrobiotidae
Exons: 2
Coding region: 156-896 (246 amino acids)
Source: RefSeq, a predicted model, not a curated record
GAUCUCCGUCUGAACGAUCUGUGAAACCAGUUGACUGUUUCGGUGCUUAUUCAUUAUCGCUUAAAAUAGCGAGUUACUCGUAUUAUUUCUGAAACAUUUCUGAAACCCGCAUUGGUUUGACUAACGCCUGAGUUUCUGACUGUUGAUCCGACUACAUGAUGGAGAAGCUACCGCAGAUUCCAAAGGCCACUUGCAGUGUGUUGGCACUCAGCAUUGCGGAAGUCCUCUUGGCACUUGUGGGAUUCGCGGCAAAUUUCUACAACCUGUUUUACGGCAUCCUGGCGCCGGACGAGAGUAUUCCGAUGGGGCAGACGCUGAUCUUUAUCGUGUCCAUCCCGUUGUACGCAACGCAGCUGGUAUGCGGCGUCCGUCUCAUGGUGGCCAGUGUGCGCCUAAUGCGGGGCCAGAGAAAUUCCGCCUUCUUCGGGGAAGGUGUCCGCAACAUUCCUGCGCGGGAAUUCACAAUGUGCCAGGUGUUGGCUCUCAUGAGCUGCUGCGUGUGCCUGCUGGCCCUGGUCCUCGCCUGGUUCUGCCAGGUCGGCUUCGUCGCGAACCGCCUCCUUUUGUCGGCCAAACUGGACCUCAUGUUUCCCAAACCGGACGCUAUACCCAAACCCAAACUGGGGGCGUGGGAAGCCGUUCAGCAAGCCUUCCAGGCGGACUUCACCGGACAGAUGGUCAUGCUGGCAGCGGUGCUGCUGCAGAUCGCCGGUGUCAUCGUGGUGGUCUUCAUUCUUCGGCAAAGUAAAGCCGUCCGAGAAGAGCUGCAGUUGGCUGAUAGGAAUGCGGAUGAUCGCAAGUCCUGCAAGGAAGAGCACAAGCUUCUCGCCCGUUUGAAGGAGUAUAACGAACCACCGCCCGCGUACAGUGGCGGAAAAAUUGCGCUGUCGGCGUAGGAUAAGGUGACAAAUGUGACCUUUACCUGGAGGCAUCGAUUCAUCGUUGAGUUCGCUGUUAAUGAAUGACCUUUAACAGUAAAGCGCUAAACAGUUUUACGGUUUACAUCCCUUUAAUAUGCGUAUAUAGUAGACAGUGCUUAGAUAUUUGUCUCGAUACCUGUACUACAGCUUUUAUCGGCAGAUUUUUAUAUAUCAUACAUCUUCUGCCCCAUGACUUUUAUCUUAGCACAUAGUAUUUCGGUACGGCAUUGUUGUUUGCUUCGAUUCCCUAGAGCUUCUCCUGUUUGGCUAUCAUAAUAAGUAUCAUUAUAUAUUCUGGAGAACUUUCUGUUUAUCUCUCGUAUUUCCCGCGUCACGGCGCCAUUACGGAUCACCCACGGUGCUUAACUCCGGCCACUGCAAACCCCCUCCCAGCCGACGUGCUUUCUCAUCCAUUGCUUUCCCCGUGUAGUGUUCCUUCCGCCAUUUCCGAUAGGAAUGUUCCCGCACAACCAUGGCUGCUUUCCUUACCGAAGACUUGCCCUGUUGUGCAACGUAUAGUUUAGCGUUAACCCACUGUUUACUGUGACCGUAACUAGUUGUUUAUAGAGUGUUGAAAACUGUAUGAUCGUAAAUUCGUAAGUUUAAAAUCUUCACUUUCCCAUUUUGUCCUACCUACGUUACAGCUUACGUUUCUGUAAUUUGUUCGCCUACUUCCAUAAAAAAGACAGUCUGUCAAUGUUAGAGGAUUCGAUGCUAACGCUCGACCGAGCUUCAUUAAACUACUGCCGCCAAACUGCUGUUGUCACUAUCCGGUAUUUC